Acipenser ruthenus (sterlet) is the source of this 5140-nucleotide messenger RNA. RefSeq names its product glutamate receptor ionotropic, kainate 2. Lineage: Eukaryota; Metazoa; Chordata; Actinopteri; Acipenseriformes; Acipenseridae. The record is from RefSeq and is a predicted model, not a curated record. Gene Ontology annotation, molecular function: transmitter-gated monoatomic ion channel activity involved in regulation of postsynaptic membrane potential; kainate selective glutamate receptor activity. Gene Ontology annotation, cellular component: presynaptic membrane; postsynaptic membrane; kainate selective glutamate receptor complex. Gene Ontology annotation, biological process: monoatomic ion transport; synaptic transmission, glutamatergic; modulation of chemical synaptic transmission.
AUAUAGUCACAACAAAGUCCUGUAAUUGUAACGAGCGUGUGGAGCGUUGUUUAACGACAUACAUGACGCACACCAUAUGACACACACAAUGCACGUAAUUCCAGAGUGCAGGAUCCCUAAUGAAAACACAUUUCGAGGGACACGAAAACAAUAAUUUGCGUACAUUUUGGUAAUAGGAACUACUCUGGGUGAUCUGAUAUAGUAACAAAGCAAGAUAGAAAUACAAAUCCAUGUAUAUUCUACUAAACAGCGACUAUCUCCUGAUAUUAAUUUUCUCACGUUCCAAAUAUUCUGUCCAGUAUUCAUUUGAAGUAAAUUGUACAACGCUGGACUCGUAUUGUUUCUUACAGUUAGAACACUUGCGAUUGCAAUACAGCAUUCAUUCUCCUAAAUCCAUGACCUGCAGCAUUAGUUUAAAAUAAAAUUUACACAUACCGUAUGAGGAAACACCUAAAGAAAGAAAAAAAGUAAAAAAAAUGAGCUUAAUAUUGACACAGCUUUGAUGGUUGCGUUGUGUUUCUUAUUAUGGGCAAAGUACAAAGCGAAUUUUGCCAUUUAGUCAUUAAAAUCCUGAUCCCUGUUUUGGCAGACGUUGCCUGAACAACUCGAAGGCUAAAUGAUUUCGACCGAGCGAGCCACCUAUUAAAAUGCAUGCAUUGAUUUUUCAGAGCGGCACACUAUAUUCCCACCGGUAGGGAACAUCUAUAGAAACAAAGAACAUUAAUACGUAAAUGAAUGAAAUCCCCGGUACCCUUGCAAGAAGGAGGAAAGGUGUAAUGUAAUUUGCAUGGCGAUAGAAAUCGGGAGACAUUUCUGGUCAGCAUUGAAGCUACUUGUGAAUGGAUUUCUUCAGGAUUUGCACAGCCUAACAUGGGUGUCCCGCCAUUCCUUGCAUCAGAAGGUUUCGUCUUGGCGCAGUGAAUGAAGAACAUGCAGUGAUUGCAAAUGGAUUUGGGAAGCAUAUGUUCUAUUCUCUAAGUGACCAUGCCGUGAUCCUCACUGAGGGCCAUCACCCCGCUUAACGUCAAUAUAACUAUUCUGGGGAAUCUAACAAUAUAGGGGAAUAAAUACUGUGCAUUAUACGAACAACAUGAAGAUUACUUCCCCAAUACUAACUAAUCUGAUCUUCAGGCUUCUUCUCCUGAUAUUACUAUGUGUGGGAUAUUCUCAUGGGAUGCCGCACGUUUUACGAUUUGGGGGGAUUUUUGAAUCUGUAGAAUCUGGGUCCUUCAGGAGCAGAGGAAUUAGCCUUCAAAUUUGCUUUAAAUACAAUCAACAGAAACAGGACACUACUGCCAAACACAACGCUAACAUAUGACAUCCAAAGGAUAAACAUCUAUGACAGUCUCAUUCGAUUACAAGAGCUCAUCAAGGCCCCAUCGCGCUACAACAUUCGACUGAAAAUCCGGCAGUUACCAAUGGACACAAAGGAUGCCAAGCCUUUGCUGAAGGAAAUGAAAAGAGGAAAAGAGUUCCAUGUAAUAUUUGACUGUGGUCAUGAAAUGGCAGCUGGUAUAUUAAAGCAGGCAUUAGCUAUGGGAAUGAUGACAGAAUAUUACCAUUACAUUUUCACAACACUGGACCUCUUUGCCCUUGAUGUGGAGCCUUACCGCUACAGUGGUGUUAACAUGACAGGAUUCCGAAUCUUAAACACAGAAAACACCCAAGUAUCUUCAAUAAUUGAGAAGUGGUCGAUGGAGCGGCUUCAAGCGCCUCCCAAACCAGACUCAGGUUUGCUGGAUGGAUUUAUGACGACUGAUGCAGCUUUAAUGUACGACGCAGUUCAUGUGGUGGCGGUGGCCGUCCAGCAGUCUCAGCAGAUAACUGUCAGCUCAUUACAGUGCAACCGGCACAAGCCCUGGCGCUUCGGGAACCGGUUCAUGGGUCUCAUUAAAGAGUUGGUAAUCCCUUGCAGCUUGGGCUGCAAACACCAUUGCACAUCUGCUAAGCCUACUUCAAGUAUGAAUAACAAAUUAGCCCACUGGGAAGGAUUAACAGGCCGGAUAACUUUCAACAAAACCAAUGGCUUGAGGACUGAUUUUGAUUUAGAUGUGAUCAGCCUGAAGGAGGAGGGCCUUGAGAAGAUUGGAACCUGGGAUCCGCCAAGUGGCUUUGAACAUGACAGAAAACCAAAAGGAAAGACAACCAACAUCACUGACUCCCUAUCCAACCGAUCCUUGGUUGUUUCCACCAUCUUGGAAGACCCGUAUGUGAUAUUUAAGAAGUCUGAUAAACCUCUUUAUGGGAAUGAUCGGUUUGAAGGUUACUGCAUCGACCUCCUCAAGGAGCUGGCCAAUAUCCUGGGAUUUACGUAUGAGAUAAGAUUGGUGGAGGAUGGGAAAUAUGGAGCCCAGGAGGACACAAAUUACGGCCAGUGGAACGGCAUGGUCAAGGAACUCAUGGACCAUAAAGCUGAUCUUGCAGUUGCUCCCCUGGCUAUCACCUAUGCCCGGGAGAAGGUCAUUGACUUCUCCAAGCCCUUCAUGACGCUGGGAAUAAGUAUUUUGUACCGCAAGCCCAAUGGUACAAACCCUGGUGUUUUCUCCUUCCUGAAUCCACUCUCUCCCGAUAUCUGGAUGUAUAUUCUGCUGGCUUACUUGGGUGUCAGUUGUGUGCUGUUUGUCAUAGCCAGGUUCAGCCCCUAUGAGUGGUAUAAUCCCCACCCAUGCAAUCCUGACUCGGACAUGGUGGAAAACAAUUUCACCUUGCUAAAUAGUUUCUGGUUUGGAGUUGGAGCUCUCAUGCAGCAAGGUUCUGAGCUCAUGCCCAAAGCCCUUUCCACCAGAAUUGUUGGGGGUAUCUGGUGGUUUUUCACACUGAUCAUCAUUUCUUCAUAUACUGCUAACCUAGCCGCCUUUCUAACAGUGGAACGCAUGGAAUCGCCCAUAGAUUCAGCAGACGAUUUGGCUAAACAAACGAAAAUAGAAUAUGGUGUUGUGGAAGAUGGUGCCACAAUGACGUUUUUUAAGAAAUCAAAAAUCUCAACAUAUGACAAGAUGUGGGAAUUUAUGAGCAGCCGAAGACAUUCUGUGCUUGUCAAAAACAAUGAAGAAGGAAUCCAGCGUGUGCUCACCUCUGAUUAUGCCUUCUUAAUGGAGUCAACGACCAUUGAGUUUGUUACACAGCGGAACUGUAACCUCACACAGAUUGGUGGCCUUAUAGAUUCCAAGGCAUAUGGAGUCGGCACUCCCAUGGGCUCUCCUUACCGGGAUAAGAUCACCAUAGCAAUUCUCCAGCUGCAGGAGGAAGGGAAGCUCCACAUGAUGAAGGAGAAAUGGUGGAGGGGAAAUGGCUGCCCCGAAGAGGAGAGCAAAGAAGCCAGCGCUCUGGGGGUGCAGAACAUCGGUGGAAUCUUUAUCGUACUGGCAGCAGGCCUUGUCCUGUCAGUAUUUGUGGCAGUUGGAGAAGUCUUGUAUAAAUCUAAACAAAAUGCACAGCUUGAAAAGAGGUCCUUCUGUAGCGCCAUGGUGGAUGAGCUCAGGGUGUCUCUGAAGUGUCAACAUCGUCUCAAACACAAGCCCCAGGCCCCUGUCAUGGUAAAAACAGAAGAAGUCAUCAACAUGCACACAUUUAAUGACAGACGAUUGCCAGGCAAGGAGACCAUGGCAUAGAACUUGGUGGGGGGAGAAAAGGAAGCUGCUCUGAGCACAAACUGUCAUCAUUGUUCAAAACUAUUUGCCAGAAAAUGUUUCCUGUGGAAAUAUGCAACCUGAGCAAAACCAAGUGCGUUACCUCAAGCAUCUGAAAACUGGAAGACGACUGAUCUGAAGUCAAAGAAACUGGACCCCAAUUCAGAAUUAAACAAACAAUCAACCUUAACAAAGAAAAAAAAAACAUUUCAGAUUAACGUAGGCAUGCGGGUAUGCCAUGUGUCUCUCGGGUUAACCUGUCCUUUUUAUUAAUGUUUCCAUGUAAAUCUGUUACUGGUGGUCUCAUGGGCAAGUGUUUGUACCCUGAUCAGUUAUCAUCAAGUGUUGUUGGAUAAGCCAACAGAUUAAGCAUAAUACACACUUUCACAGGGAAACCCCUUGUUGGCAGAUUAAAAUGGAAUAAAGUUUUAAAAAAGUACUUCACAUGUGCAAAUAUAUUGUCUAUUGUUUGAACUCACAGAUGAAGCUGGUAACACAGAUCCUUGCUUUGGUAGCACAAAACAGCCAGUGCAAAUGAGUCCAUCAUAGUGAAUGGACAGCAGUAAUGGACAAGUAACAAAUGCAAUUAUAAUCAUAUCUAAGGCAGUAACAAGUUAUUUCAGAAACUUGUUUGUGUAGAUUGGACUAUAAAAUAUAUUAUUGCAUCUUAAGAAUAAUAAAAACAAAUCUAAAUUCUAUCCAGUGUAUAAGGUGUCGCUCACUCAAGUUUAUAGUUAAGUGAGCUACCAAUCUUUCAGUUGCAAUAGAAAGACAGACAAGCUUUUGUUGUUGUUGUUGUUGUUGUUGUUGUUGCCCAAUAGGAAUCAUUGAGUUUGACCCAAAGAGCUAUUUGCCCAACUCCUGGCAAAUUCAUUUGACAACCUGACCUUUCAAAGCCUGUGUAGCUCUGGCUGACUGUGCACACAGGACUUGCUCACCUAAAAUGAUUCAAAGUUAAUUUUAACUGGAGACUUGUAUCUAUUUAUUGAUCUAUCUAUUUAUGUAUUUGUUUAUUUAUUUAUUUUCUUGUUUGUUAAUGUAUCUAUUUAUAAUUUUUUGACUGCAUCACACCUGUAUACAAUUACCACCACAUCCAAAUACUUGCAAGAUGUUUCUUUUACUCUCUCUCUCUCUCUCACACUUCUUUUUUUCAAAAUGUUCACAUUUAUUUGUGGAAAUGCAAGAUUUCUAUGAAAAUAGUUUUUGUAUGAGAAACAUUUUGUAAUAAUUUUUAUCAGCAAAACUAAACAUGGGCUCUACUUGUUUGUGGGUGUCCUUGUGGGGUGGGUGUCAAGCAUGCCUGGUAGUGCUUAUGCACCACCAGUGUUUGAUGAAACCUAUUUUUUAACAGCUAAAGGAAUACUAUUUAAAAAUAAAUAUUUUUACGUCAGGUAAAAAAGGGAAGGGCCAAGUGCACUACCAACAUUGCAUAUCAUUUUACAACCCUGGUUCCAAUAGGCUGAUAGUAUAAAGUGCUGAACAAUUGUUUGUAAAUGGUUAAUACACAUAUA